Messenger RNA from Clonostachys rhizophaga, 978 nucleotides. The record is from the annotation of a GenBank genome assembly. Lineage: Eukaryota; Fungi; Ascomycota; Sordariomycetes; Hypocreales; Bionectriaceae.
AUGUCUUUCCAGAAUAACAAGGGAGCCUACCCUUUGGGUCAAACCAUCCGAGUCGAUUGUUCCAACCCGGAACAGUCCAACCUGGAAUUGUUGGUGACCCGACACACUGAGGCAUGGACCUCGUCCUGCGGAAUGGUCGUUGAAAUGAUCAAUCGCCUCAGCCAGGAAGACCAGCCAAGUACGGUGGGCAAGUCCGAAGAGGCUUUUUUGAAGCUCUUCGACCGGAGACACGCCCACGAUCUCCGAUCGAAUAACUGUAUUGGCCUCUGGGGCCAGCACAGGGAGCGAGCCUUGAUUGAAGGCGUCUCCAACGGCAACAUCGGGCGCCUUCUAUACAAUCUGCACACCGAGCCAGGAUAUUAUAGAAAGACUGAAAGCCACCGCGACUACGCGGAUGAUGAAGCGUUCCUUUGGAACGAAUGCAUCGCCUCUUUUCACAGGGAGAGGAAUGUUUAUUCCAUUCUGUCAAAGUACCAAGGCGACCUAGUGCCGCUGUUUCUUGGCGAUGUCACGCUGGAUGUGCGCCCAUUCGGUGCCACGGAAGACUUGCCCAAGGGUUUAUUCCAAGUUCAAGGCCUCCUCCUGGAACACCUCGAGGGAUUCUCCCUGGCUGAUGUCACCAGCCAUGCACCGCAGUCGUCGUGGCAGUCAAUCUUCGACAAAGCCAUUAAUAUCGUGCAUGUGCUCGAUAGUGAAGGUGUUCUCAAGCGUGGCGUAACGCCUGAGCAGUUUAUCGUCGUGCCUAAGGAGGGCGGCGAAUACCGCGUCUGUAUGAUUGGCUUUGAUCGGUGCGAGGUCCGGGACGGGGAAUCGGAGAAGGAAUGGGGAAUUAAGAAGUGGUACGCGAACGAGGAAGAAGGGCUUGCCCAAAUUAUGAAGCGACAGCUCGAGGAGAGCGGCGAGUUUGUGCUCCAAUUUGAGCCCUCUUUGAAAUAUUCAAAGGUCUGGGAGGAAGCCGAGCAGAAUGAGACCAAGUAG